AAAACACCUUUCCGGAAUGGGGCUACAGGUGGGUCCGGAAGCACGAAGAGUAAGCUACCUAACGAAGUUGUGGAAAACUCCGCCGAAGUCUCGAUGAAGCACGAUUUAAGGCUUUAAAAACAUUGAUCUGUGACCAUGGUUGCGUGUGAGGGCCUGUCCCACUGCAAGCUGGCUUUGGCCUUUGCUGUGAUGAUGGAUCUACUCGGUGGAGCCGCCCUGCUGGUGGGAGUGUUUGUCCCUCUGGAGAUCCAGGGCCAGGACUUUGGUGACCUGCUGGUGUACACGGGAGCAUUGCUGGUGGUCAUGUCCCUCUGGGGUUGGGUACUGUGGUACAGUGGCAACAUCGAAGGCCUGGCCACCAGCAAGGAGAUGGGACACAUUGGCAGUGCUGUAGACAGACUAGCUCGUAACCUCAGCCGCAAGAUUCGCACCUACCGAGGGCAUCGGGGAACCUAGAACUGGUGUCUGCGAUGUCAAAGCUCAGUUGUGCUUUUUAUGAGCUAAUAAUGUUUCACACCAAAAUGUCCUUUAACAUAAAUGUAUGUGUUCAGAACAUUUCAAAUAUAAUAGUACACCAGCUUCACAUAAUGGUUGUUCUGUUACAAUGGCUACAGGUGAGAUGUCUUGAUGUAAUAUUGCCUUUGUUUUUUUGUCAUUUUUCAAGCAUGUCUGUUUAUAAUUUCUUUUUCAAAUAAAUGCGUAGAGUGAAUCCUCA
Messenger RNA from Hypomesus transpacificus, 715 nucleotides. RefSeq names its product transmembrane protein 238a (gene tmem238a). The transcript is spliced from 2 exons. Bases 136 to 456 code for a protein of 106 amino acids. NCBI's taxonomy places the organism in Eukaryota, Metazoa, Chordata, Actinopteri, Osmeriformes, Osmeridae. The record is from RefSeq and is a predicted model, not a curated record.